AUGGUCUGGACACAACCACGGGCCUCAUUCAACAAUCGACUGCCCAAUCGACGACCUUCCCCGACGCGGACCUUGAAAGACAUUCGCUGCUUUGAGUGCCAGGUAGCUACUCCGCCAGGCAUCCACCACACACGCCAUCUGCACCACGAUGAAUUUGCACCCACACCGAACCGCUUCAGCAUCCUAGCUGAGCUCGACACCUCCCCAGAGACCAAGUGGGCUUUCGAUUUUGUACCAACUUCGACAUCCGUAAGGAAACGCCGUGGCAAGCGAGGCAGUAAGCAACAGAGACACAGGCACACUCUGGAGAAGACGCGCAAAGAUCUCAAGCCAGAUGGUCUGGACGCGAUUUGCGAUGAGUUGGUUGCACUGCAUCCGGACGACAGCGAGCCUGCCGUAGCAUCGCAAGAGCCAAACUACAAGAUGAGUGAAGGCUUUACAUCUUCUGUAAAUGCGGUCAGGCAUCACUGGGCUCCGCAGUUUCGUCCGAACUCGCUACCAACAUCGAACCCCAACAAGCAACCAGAGACCCUCCAGCAAAAAUCACAGUACUCUCAAUCGCCCUCGACAUUGGUCAAGGAUCCCUCAAUUGACAUUUUGCCAAGCAACCGAAAGAUACACACUCGAUUCUCCCCGUCAGCCUUUCUAAAAGACCUUGUUUCCUUGAACGACUGCGUAGGCGACUGGCCACCGAGAAAUUCCUCGCCUGAACCAACAUUUCCUCUUCGGAUAUCCAAAGCGUGCAAUACGCCUACUAUUGUAACAACUGCGACCUUGACUCAACCAGCAACAGCAGCAUGUCGCGCUCCUGUACUGAGUAGGACUACUACACCCCCCUUCAGCCACACAGUUAGGAUGCACCUCGCAGGUUCAACAACUCCGUCAUCGUCUGCCGACAAGAUACCUACCCAUAAACGCUUCCCUGCAUCUGAUCUUUCUUCUCUCAAUCUGUGUCCAGCGUCAGCCUCAACAAUACCGCCCACUCUUACUCUGCCGCAAGCGCCGACGAUCUCCACGAUGCCAGCCUACCCCCCUCUACCAUCUUCGCUAGUGGAAACAACGAUUACAUCGAUCAUAUCGCCAAUUAUCUCCAGACCGUUUGCCAAAUCAAUCGCUCCACCUCCAGCUUCAACGAUACAGCAAUCUCCGACAAUUCAUCCACCGCAUCCGUCUAUUUCGCCUUUGAGUUGGCAGGAAAUGUCGGAAGGUAUCACCGUCUUCCAUUCGCCGCCGCCGGUCCUGAUUACUGCACCCGCCGCCUUCCCUUACCUGUUUGUUUACCCACCACGGCCAUGGGCAUCAAUGACUGUGUGUAGAUAUCUUCUCAAAGACACAGCCGCAGCGCCAAGUGUGCUGGGGAGGCUUGCAUCCAGCCCUCCUUCUGUGAUACAGAAGGAGCUAGAACACUUCCUGGAUAUGGGUCACGCCAACGACUGUUGGUGCUUAAGCUCCAGCCACACACAAUGUACUGCUUAUCCAGUCAUGGCCAGUACUACCAUCAGUGAACCUUGUCUUUUUCCAUCGCUAGUCGUAGAAGAGCCUACAUCUGCUUGGCGCACAUCAACCGCUGAUGUAGUAGUGGGUGAUUCUCAACUGUCCCACAACCUACCAGAUCUCCAAGACGACAUCGAGAGUAGCUCUUCUGAUAGCGAUGCUGUGCUUUUAACGCCUUCAUCUGAGAGUUCCUGGUCUGUAUUCGAAGAUCUGAUGACGUUGAAUCAAGGCUCGCAACCCAUCGCAUUUGACGAUGAUGGAUGGGUUGCAGUAUCUAGUCACGGGCAAGGACGAAGAUCAAGCUCUUUGUCCUCGCCCUCAGCCUCAGAUACCCAGGUUUUGACACCAGAUCAUGUUACGAAUCCUACUUCGCCCGUCAAUCUCCUCCCUUCGCUUCCGCAAACCCCGCUGAUGUCGGCCUACCAAGCUAGGGUGUCCGAUAUCGAGAGCAAGAUGGACUAG
Ascochyta rabiei is the source of this 1956-nucleotide messenger RNA. RefSeq lists its product as uncharacterized. Bases 1 to 1956 code for a protein of 651 amino acids. The record is from RefSeq and is a predicted model, not a curated record. The transcript is spliced from 2 exons. Lineage: Eukaryota; Fungi; Ascomycota; Dothideomycetes; Pleosporales; Didymellaceae.